AUGGAAUAUAGCGUUGGAGACGUUGUACGAUGUAUGUGGGGAUCGAAACCGGUUGAAUACGAAGCGAAGAUUAUUCACGCCAAUUCCGCAACAAAGGAGUACUUUGUUCACUACCAAGGAUGGAACAAGCGCUACGAUGAAUGGAUAUCCGAAAAAUCGAUACUAGGUUCGUCACGGAAACAACAAACGACUCCUUCCCACCACGAAACUCCAAAAGUUCGCCAUUCGAGAAGAGAAAAGAAAAUCAAGAAACCAAUUGAUUGGUCUCCCACAUCAUCUGCUACAACACAUGCUGCAGAGAAACCUGCCGUUGAAAAAGUUUCAAAUAAGCAACAUGUUCCGAUCUCGUCGAAACGAAAGCACUCUCCGGUAGCUAAAGUUGCUAAGUCGCAGCCUAUCUCUCCACCUGUUACAACUGGAGAUGAUUUAACUGAAGAA
Molecule: messenger RNA, 438 nt
Organism: Ostertagia ostertagi
Lineage: Eukaryota; Metazoa; Nematoda; Chromadorea; Rhabditida; Trichostrongylidae
Source: the annotation of a GenBank genome assembly